Molecule: messenger RNA, 805 nt
Organism: Symbiodinium necroappetens
Lineage: Eukaryota; Dinophyceae; Suessiales; Symbiodiniaceae
Source: the annotation of a GenBank genome assembly
GCGGGUAUCGGACACCACGGCCCUGAGAUACAUUGCUGUCUUGUGGGGUCUUUGCACGACCAUUUGUGACCUCCGUUUGCUGGUGGACUCCAUCUCACAAGUUCAUUUUCAUUUGUGGAACGAGUUCAUGCUGGCUGGCGUCCUCGAACACCUGUCCUUCGUGGAGUUUCAUAUGUUGCAUCUGAGCCUGAGGAGUUGUGCAGGCCUCGACCUCAUCAACGACUGGUUCCGUUGCAUCGGAUGCGACACUCCCCUUGAGGAGGAGACGUCUGAAUCGGACGGUUCUCUACAUGAUUCCAUAGGCCCUGCGGAUGAAGUUGCAUUUUUGUGUGCAGAAACUUCGGACAUUCUACAUGCAUCCAUUCAAGGCAGGCCGGCUUGCAAUUGCCGAGGGGCCUUUCGGGUGAUCACUCAUCCAUCUAGCAAAGCUCGGUUAUCUGCGAUGGAGAAAAUUCGCGAUCCAUCCGAGGUCCGAACCGCCCUCCAGUUCCUCUACGACACAGACGUGCAGCAAUUGUCGUCUGUGAUCAGGGGAGGACCGGACUCAGGACGAUCCAAGCUGCUUCUGUCUCUUACAUUGAGCACAGAUGCCAGCUUGAGAUUCCAUUACGAGAAGGGCAGUGGAAAGAGUGCUACAUCGACCCGGACGACUGACAACAGUACAUCCACUGAUCCGGUUUCUGGACAGACAGCUCCCUCAAAUCCAUUGCCCUCUCCAGCAGCUGGUACAGACUCCACAGCACCUGGCUACAUCGAGCACGGAUGUCCCAGUGCAGAGCUCUGCAAGCCAGGGCACAGGUGCUAA